CCCCGGUCUCGCGUCACAGGCCGAACAACCAAACAGAAAAGUUUAAUAAACAGCGGACGGAGAGGGGGGCCGGCGGUGGCUGGGCCGGAGCGAGCUGGGGGGUUCUGCGGCCUCACCUGUCCCCAUUCACCGGCGGCGACCGGCGGCGGCAUCGGCGGGCAGCGCGUCAGGCGGAGGCGGCCGCCGCCAGCCCAAGCAACAGCAGGAAAGACACCUGACAUAGGGAACUGGGGGCUGGAUCCAGAGAGCACCACCAAGCAUCCACAGUGCAGAACCCUCACCAGAGUCCCGUACUGUAUCAGAGUGUGCAACAGAGGAACAUGGCUCAAGAAACAAAUCACAGCCAAGUGCCUAUGCUUUGUUCCACGGGCUGCGGAUUUUAUGGAAACCCUCGUACAAAUGGCAUGUGUUCAGUAUGCUAUAAAGAGCAUCUUCAAAGACAGAACAGUAGUAACGGUAGAAUAAGCCCGCCUGCUCCUGCCAGUCGCCUGUCGGAGUCGCUCCCAGCCCAGUGCGCAGAUGGCGGUGGCCCCGAAGCGCAGUCGGCGUCAGACUCUUCGUCCUCAUCUCUGCAGCCAAGCCCUGUAUCAAGUCAGUCACUUUUAUCAGAAUCUGUAGCAUCUUCCCAAGUGGACAGUACAUCUGUGGACAAAGCAGUACCUGAAACAGAAGAUCUGCAAGGUGUACCCAGAGCGGGAGGCCUUGGUCCCCCUGACUGUGGCCCUCCAUCUUCGGUAUCAGAUACGGCACAGCUACCGUCUGAAGAGCAGAGCAAGUCUGCUGAGAAACCAAAACAAAAGAAGAACCGCUGUUUCAUGUGCAGGAAGAAGCUGGGGCUGACUGGGUUUGAAUGCCGGUGUGGAAAUGUUUACUGUGGUGUACACCGUUACUCAGAUGUACACAAUUGCUCUUACAAUUACAAAGCUGAUGCUGCUGAGAAAAUCAGAAAAGAAAAUCCAGUCGUUGUUGGUGAAAAGAUCCAGAAGAUUUGAACUCCUGCUGGAAUACAAAAUCCUUUGACCAUCUGCAAACUAAAAAUUGACUUGAGGUUUUUUUUCCUAGUCACUGGGAAGGUAGAGCAAUGUAUCUUGCAUAGACCUUUGAAUCAUGCAUGUCAUCAGAAGAAUAGAUUUUUGUUUUUGUUUUGAAAAUGACUCUGAACAUUUAUUUCCAUUGCAGUUUCUGUGGCUGAAAAGACUUAAACUUUACAAGUAUUAUCCUUUUAAGAUCAUUUUAAUUUUAGUUGAGUGCAGAGGGCUUUUAUAACAAACGUGGAGAAAUUUUGGAGGGCUGUGAUUUUUCCAGUAUUAAACACGCAUGCGUUCCUCUUGCAGUUUAUUUCCUCGUUGUGUAUGUAUAUAUAGCUUUUCUCUGCAGCACGAUUUCCCUUUCGAUGAUGCCCUCUAGGGCACGGCUAGUUAUCAGUAACUGAAUGUAUCUUGAUCAUUAUGGCUGCUUCUGUUCUCUCAUUAACAAAGGUUAUACAUGUGUUAGCUGAUAGUUUCUUUGCACCCACUAUUUAUGUCUGAAUCAUUUGUCACAGGAGACGAGUAUGUAUGAUGAGAUUCUUAGUUUGUGUGUUUAAAAAAAUUUUUUUUGAGCGAGGGAAGAAAAAGCUGUGUGCAUUUCAUUGCUGGCUGCAGAUUUCUUUCAGAUUACGCUCACUGGUCUGUGUGUAUACAAUAUGAAGAAUGAUCUGAAGUAAUUGUGCUGUAUUUAUGUUUAUCCACAGUCUUUGAUUAAAUAAAAAGGAAAACCAGAA
Oryctolagus cuniculus (rabbit) is the source of this 1762-nucleotide messenger RNA. The record is from RefSeq and is a predicted model, not a curated record. Lineage: Eukaryota; Metazoa; Chordata; Mammalia; Lagomorpha; Leporidae.